AGUAGAACAUCAAUCUACACACAGGACUAAAGAGUUGCACUGGCCCUUUAAACCACACAGCAAAUAGAGGCUUUUCAGCCGCGGGAGGCGAUUGAUCGUAGUCUUCGGCAAGAGAGCUAUUCGCGGUUCGUGUGACAACACAAAGGGAUAUCGAGAAUCGCAACCAUGGGCGUCAAAUUGUAUUAUACCACCGUUACUGCAUCCAGAGAGGUGAAGUCUCAGCAGGCGGAGGUGAUGAGGAUACUGGAGAGUAAGAGCAUCCAGUACGAGCUGAUUGACAUCUCAGUGGGCGGGGAGGUCAGGGACGAGAUGAGAAGCAAGGCAGGGAACCCCACGGCUGUUCCGCCACAGAUCUUCAAUGAGGACCAGUACUGUGGGAACUAUGAGAUGUUUUCGGACGCAGUGGAGGAGGACAAAGUGGAACAGUUUCUGAAGAUGGCGUGAUGAGGAAGAGUCGUGUGUGUGUCCCCCCCGCCGGGAGGCUCCUUGACUACCCUUCUGCCGCACUGGUGGUGCCCGCCCUCUUUCUCAAUGCCAUGAUGAAUGCCAAAUACAACCAACCAAUCAAAAGGCACACACACUCCUUCCCACCCCGCGGGACUCUUACCUAACCACUGUUGAAAUGAUUGUGUAUGUUUUAUACGCCACUUACUAUGUUCUCCCCAUUUCUUUCGUCACUGUUUCCCUUUGUGGUCAAGAUCUGGGUUCAAAUACUUUCAAAUCAUGUUAAAUGCUUAAGUGGUACUUUUUUGAAGCUUUCCUGUAGCAAUUGAACCAAUAGAAAUGUCCAAAAAAGGCAAACCCCACCCACCUGGCACUCCAUGCAGACUAAAGCAAAUGCUUAAAUAUAUUUGUAUUUGGAAUAGUAUUUGAACCCAGGCCUGCUUGAUCCAAUGUGUUCAUGUCACUAAUCAUUCUGAGUCUGGUCUGUGGGAUCAAUGGAGUUGCCUAAUCUAGAUGUGUGGUAAUUAGGUCAAAUAAUCUGGGCUGUACAUGGUCCACUAAUCAAGAGGCUAACAUUUACCAGGAAUCGAUCUUGGCCUGAAAUGACCCUUUUAUUCCCUAUAUUUACCGGGUCAAAUGUAGUGCACUACGGCUAUGUUUACAUAGGCAGCCCAAUUCUGAUAUUUAUUUUCACUCAUUCUAUUUUUGACCAAUAACAUCUGAUCUUUCCAAACAGAUCAUUUUCAGAGCUGAUCUGAAAAAAUAUAUAUCAGAAUUGUGCUGGGUGUCUAAACACAGCCUAUGUAGGGAAUAGGGGCCAUUUCAUACCCAGACCAAACAAACAGAAAACCAAAUACUUGGUUACCAUUACUUAGAUUGAACGGUGUUGUCUUUUCCUUACCUGUCCCACUUGACUUCCAUGUUGUUCAUAUCGACAGACAAAGUCAUUUUCAAAAUGUACGUUGGCCUACUGUAGACAUCAACAUGGAUAGGAGAACGUAGCAUGGAGAACGUAGACGCCAACAAUCACAGAACCUUAAAGAAAUGUGAAUUGUGGUAGAGACAGAGUAAGUGAACUGGAUUCUACUCUGGUCCAAAACAUUUCAAUGCUUAGCAUGCUAAUGGUGUCAAAGGUCCAUGCUGGAAAGGUGAGUCCAUUGUGGAGAGUUACAGAAUAUGGUAAAAACAGACAGACAGCAUUUCAUAGUGUUAAACUUGGUGCCAAUAAAUAUGUGAGAAUGUGCUUUACAGCUGGAUACAGUCUUACUUUACACUAUGUUACUGCAUUCCAAAGACUGCUGUAUUUUUUUAAGAGACCACUUGCAUUUGCUGGGAAUGACCUGAUCGUCAAUCAUUGGUCUUACAGAGACAUAAAAUAGACAUAUUUAUAGGACGUUGUCACAAAAAUACAUAACACUGUUACUGGUACUACAGCUGUACAUCCUUACUGUAAGAGAACUGAGUUUGAGUAUUAUAAUCCCCUGAAUUUAUAAGCCCCAAUGACUGUUUAGGAGUUGUUACUGUUCUAUCUGUGGUAAUGUGUAAUUCAACCUCGAACCAGCUUGAACAUGCAGUAAAGACAACUAUGCACAUUAAACUCUGCCUCACAUUCCCACUGUUUUACUGACGUUUGGCUCCUGAGUGGAUAAAGAAAGUGUUUCAGAUUGAACUGACACAAUCUCAUCCUUUAGAAAAACUAACUCACCACAUGGGGAAAGUUGAAGGCCUCACUUUUAGUGCCUCAAGUGUCUACUUCUCUUUCUUCCGACUGGUUUCUCUUCCAUGGGAUGUUGUAAAAAACGUAUGUGCCGUUUCAUGUGUAGAGUCCCACAUCUUUUACCCAGUAUGUCAUCCUCGUUUAGAGCAUACCUAUCAUUAUAACCCCCGGUUCCACACAUCGGAACCUUGAUUUUCAUCUAUCUCAGACAAAGUCUGGCAACGCACCACCACACGCAAAGUAUAUCUGGGUAUGUAGGUGUGGGACCUCUAUUCUGUAAUGGCAGCCUUCACAGACAAUGUUUGUCAUUUGAUGGUGGUUGAUGUGUUAUUGGUCAAUGAUGUGUAGCUAUUCUCUAUCAACUAUAUGUUCAACAUUCCAUGUCUCUCUCUUCGAACUAUUGCUUUGCUUUUGGACCAAAGCCCCUUUGGCCAAAAUAAAUAAAUAAAAAAAUAUAGCUAAUGAGA
Messenger RNA from Oncorhynchus kisutch (coho salmon), 2628 nucleotides. RefSeq names its product SH3 domain-binding glutamic acid-rich-like protein 3. Gene Ontology annotation, cellular component: cytoplasm. Bases 166 to 444 code for a protein of 92 amino acids. Lineage: Eukaryota; Metazoa; Chordata; Actinopteri; Salmoniformes; Salmonidae. The transcript is spliced from 3 exons. The record is from RefSeq and is a predicted model, not a curated record.